Molecule: messenger RNA, 1446 nt
Organism: Malus domestica (apple)
Lineage: Eukaryota; Viridiplantae; Streptophyta; Magnoliopsida; Rosales; Rosaceae
Source: RefSeq, a predicted model, not a curated record
CAACUCUUGAGUUCGAUGAUCGGACGAUCCAGUACGAUUGACUUUAACAAGGCUUGCUCUUUGAGAGAUAGGCUCAUUGACUUGAAUGCGUAUGAUGUCACCCUACAAUUUCCAAUAAAAGAAUAGAUUUCACCAGCCUCAUUGCUUAUAAAUAAUUUCAAUUUGGCAUAUAUAUAUUGUAUUGACGCAGCAGUAUGUCGGAUUAUAUUUAAUUCCACUAGGCAUAAUUCGACCGAUGUUCAUUGUACAUAGUACAGAAGGGGACGAAAUUAUUAUAAGAGCACAGAUCAAGAAGGAAGCUAGCUAGAGGUCAUCUGAAAGACAAGUUCCUCCCUCUGUGCUUGUGUGAGAGAGUGAGAGAUGAUCAUGCAGGUCGCUGGUCAACCUCAACCUGAGGCCGUGCUUCAACAUUUUAGCCACCCACAUCCCUUGAUCCUUUCCAAUCUUCAUCACCCACAUCCCCAGCAAAUCUCAAACGGGCAGUGGCUAGCUACCUCUUGUUCAGCCUGCAAACUGGAUGCCUCUGCCGGAUGGAUUUACAGUUGCACGCCAUGCAAUUACUUGCUCCAUGUCUCAUGUUCACAAAUGCCUCAGCAAAUUACGCAUCCAUGUGAUGAGAAUAAACAUGUCCUGACUCUGCUCCCAACCCCAAUAUACUCUGAUGGGGUCUUCAAUUGCUGUGCAUGCAAUAAGCACGGAAAUGGAUUUUCCUACCACUGCGGAGAUUGCAAGAUUGAUCUCCACACAACUUGUGCUUCAAAGCCGUUGGUUCAUACUCACCACUCCCACCCUCACCAACUCGUUCUCUCCUUCUCACUUCCUCCAGGGCCUACCAGCAGCAAGACCUUCAUCUGUCAUAUAUGCAACCAAGUUGGGUACAAAGAGUGGCUCUACUUAUGCCAUCCUUGCGGUUUUGUGGCUCAUUUGGCCUGCACCACCGCCGAACCAAUUCAACUAAAUCAAGCAGCACAACUGUCAUCGCCAGUUGUCGUUGGCAGUCCGUAUAAUUAUCAGACAAAUGCUGCUUCAGGUAGUCCUCACGAUCUCCAGGUCCAAAACUAUGGACCACAACCAAAUAUUAUUAGUAGUAAUAAUAAUGGAAUGCAGAGCAGUGUAGUAUAUGGAGGACAAGCCGCUAAUACUGUACAACCUUUGAAUAGAGGGAGAAGUGUUAAGAAGCUGGGAAAGGCUAUUGUAAACACAGCACUUACAGCUCUUAUCGGUUUUCCUGUUUUUGGAGCUGCUGGUAAUUCUCAACCGCAACAACAAAAAGUCCAGAAGCAGCAACAACAGCAAUUCCAGCAACCGCAACAACAACAACCGCAACCAUUCCAGCAACAAUCGCAACCAUUCCAGCAACAACUGCAACCAUUCCAGCAACCGCAACUGCAACAAUUCCAGCAACAACAACCGCAACCUUUCCAACAACAACCGCAACAAUUUCAG